Owenia fusiformis is the source of this 3044-nucleotide messenger RNA. NCBI's taxonomy places the organism in Eukaryota, Metazoa, Annelida, Polychaeta, Sabellida, Oweniidae. The record is from the annotation of a GenBank genome assembly.
CUCCGUAUUCAAUAUGGCAGACAAAUUUUCCAACACAAAUCAAAAUACAGAUAAACAGUGUAUAUCUAGUUAGAAUACAAAGCUGUCACCUAAAGUGAGUGAAACCCUCGACAUUGUGACAAGAUGAAGUCAUAAACAUGGCAGAAUGACGACAAAAAAUCAGAGAAUCGAUGUAAACACUGCAACAGUGGAAGACCUUGAGGGGCUUAUAGGCAUAGGACAUGGCAAAGCUGAGGCUAUCGUGGAACAUCGCAAUAAAGUUGGAGGGUUCCAGACAUUAUGUGACUUGAUCAAGGUUCCAGGAAUUGGGCCUGGUGUAGUGGACCCCAAUAGAAGCAUGCUAUCAUGUAGCAUGCCCGCUAAUAUUAAGACUCCACGCUCAAAAUGUGAAAGGGAAACUCGAAGUACUGUGGCACUAUAUGGGGCCUCACCAGAGUGCCACUGGUUGCCAGGGACAACACGCUCAAGACAGCCACAAACUGAACAAUUGAAAAUUAAAUCUGAGCCGGGAAUGAGGCUCCGUUGUCAUGGUAAUGAACCUGAAGCCCCUGAAAGUAGAGACUGGAUCAAAUUGUGUUCAAAAAUAAAGACAGAGCCUUCUGCAAGCUCAAGUAGUUGCAGCAGUAAUAAUUCACUUGAAAGUACAGUAUGUCCACUAAAGAAAGAAACAAUGGACAGUUAUGUAUCACCUGUCGUGAAUCCAUAUAAACCUCCAUUUGACAAUUUUGAUGCUAGCAGCGAAUCAGAGGAUGAAAGUGAUACUGAAGAUGAAAUAGAGGCUGGCAGGAAGAUUGUAUUAAAUUCAUCUCCGUCUCCGUUCAAAUUGAGAUCACGAAUUCCAGUUCCCGUCUUAUCUCAAGCAAUAGGCAAACAUUUUAUGAAAAGGAAGAGCGAGCAAUAUCCUGAUGUUAUACUGAAGAAAAAGCCAUGUCAUCUGCAGCAAAGUGAUCCGACAAUGCGGACAUUUGGCACAAUAAAAACAAGUGGGGCCUCAACUAGUACUCCAAGGAGAAGGAUCCCAUCUAAACAAAACCCACCUCCUGAACUUGCACAUUGGCUUAAGGUCUUUCAGGGCUGGAGCAACGCGGAGCGAUUGUUGGCAUUAGAUGAACUUAUAGAACAGUGUGACCCGACUCAAGUUCGACACAUGAUGGCUGUUAUAGAACCUCAAUUUCAACGAGACUUUAUUUCAUUAUUACCAAAAGAGUUGGCGUUAUAUGUUUUAUCAUUCUUGGAUCCGAAAGAUUUACUCCAAGCUGCUCAGACUUGUCGCUAUUGGCGUAUUCUAGCAGAGGACAAUUUACUUUGGCGGGAAAAGUGCAACCAAGAAAAUAUAGAUGAGGCGCUAGUUUUUGGGCCUAGAGUACGGAGGAAAUCCUUGUCACCUCUUGUGUCCUCUCCAAAAGCUCCAUGCCCAUAUAAGGCGCUUUAUAUGCGACAGCAUCAAAUUGAACAAAACUGGCGUACGGGUUCAGUGAAAAAUCCAAAGGUAUUGAAAGGACAUGAUGACCAUGUAAUUACCUGCCUGGAGUUCUGUGGCAAUCGUAUUGUGAGUGGAUCUGAUGACAACACACUAAAAGUUUGGUCCGCCUUAACUGGAAAAUGCUUACGUACCUUAGUUGGUCAUACAGGGGGUGUUUGGUCAUCGCAAAUGCAAGGAAAUGUUAUAAUAAGUGGAUCAACUGACAGAACUCUCAAAGUCUGGAAUGCUGACACUGGUCAAUGUACACAUACCCUUUAUGGUCACACUUCAACAGUUAGAUGUAUGCAUCUGUUUGAAAAUAUUGUUGUCAGUGGUUCUAGGGACGCUACUUUACGAAUGUGGAACAUAGACUCAGGUCAGUGCUUACAUGUCCUCAUGGGCCAUGUGGCGGCAGUGCGCUGCGUGCAGUAUGACGGGAGACGAGUCGUCAGUGGCGCCUAUGACUAUAUGGUGAAGAUCUGGGAUCCAGAUACUGAGACUUGCUUACACACUUUACAGGGCCACACAAACAGGGUCUACUCAUUGCAGUUUGAUGGAGCUCACAUUGUCAGUGGCUCACUGGACACAUCAAUUAGAGUUUGGGAUGUUGAGACUGGCAACUGUCUUCACACUCUCAUAGGGCAUCAGUCCUUAACUAGCGGAAUGGAACUUAAAGACAAUAUUCUUGUAUCUGGGAAUGCUGACUCGACUGUUAAAGUGUGGGAUAUAUUGACUGGCCAAUGCUUACAGACAUUACAAGGCACCAACAAGCACCAGAGUGCUGUGACAUGCCUACAGUUCAACAGAAAAUUUGUCAUCACUUCUUCAGAUGAUGGAACUGUCAAAAUUUGGGAUUUGAAAAACGGUGAAUUUGUACGAAAUCUCGUUAGUUUGGACAGUGGGGGAAGCGGAGGGGUAGUUUGGCGUGUGAGGUGUAGUAAUACAAAACUUGUAUGUGCAGUUGGAUCGAGAAAUGGCACGGAGGAAACCAAACUACUUGUUUUGGACUUUGAUGUUGAAGAGCAUUUUGGAUUGAACUCUGCCUUAAAGAAAUUGUAGUAAAUUGUAUGAUAUUGAUUUUGCAGAAAAUUAUAAUAGUUUACACUUAAUACAAGCAUGACGUGCUCCAUUGUAUGGUCAUAUGUGCAAUAUACGAUGAGCUCCACAGAUGGUUAUACCUUAUGUGUAAUACUUACACUGUCAUUUUUAUUUCAUGGUCAUUUAUGUAGCAUGGCUGACAGAAAAAUGCAGUACUCUAAUUUUGGAAUUACUUUUUCAAAUAUGAUGAAUCCUUGAAUCGUAUUGUGCUGAUACCUUGCCUUUACAUAAAACAGUGGUGUACUUUAAUAGCAAUUAUUAAUUGCCUUCAGAUUUUGAGAAACCCAACUUUGCAUCUCUACGAAUCGUUCAAAUAUGGAAUUUGUUUUUGUCAAUAAUUACCAAAUAGGCAAGGAAAAGGGAAAAAUUGAAAGAACUGGUUGUGGGUUUAUAACUAAAUUCAACAUUUUUAAGCUAAACCAGUUAUCGAUAAAUAUUGAAAAUCACACAUUAUCUUUGCGAUGGUCAUCUUUUGAAUGGUAAC